This is a messenger RNA of Procambarus clarkii (red swamp crayfish), 5747 nucleotides long. Its product is annotated as equilibrative nucleoside transporter 1. Lineage: Eukaryota; Metazoa; Arthropoda; Malacostraca; Decapoda; Cambaridae. Gene Ontology annotation, cellular component: plasma membrane. The record is from RefSeq and is a predicted model, not a curated record. Gene Ontology annotation, biological process: nucleoside transmembrane transport. Gene Ontology annotation, molecular function: nucleoside transmembrane transporter activity.
GACACUUACUCUAUUUAGGCCCUAUUAAGCCUAUUAUUCUUUGGGAAAAAAAUAAGGGCUCUUUGCCAGUGAUCGGAAAUAGGCUGUUUAAUACUAUUUUAACUCUGAGAAGUAAUAUAUUAUCGUUAGCUGUGAUAUAUGGUUCAUUCGAUAAUAACAAAGUUGUAAUUAUAAAGAAAUAAUUGUCGGUUGUGGGCCACAUGGUAGUGACGGCGGCAGUUGGUGAGGGGGACGAGGGGGCGGGUGGAGAGGGGUCACCUCUCGACCCCACUGACCUUAACAAACCCAAGUCUCCAGUAGAUGUUGUGGUCAAAGUAUCACACAAACAAGGUGGCGUGGUGUAUGCCUGUUUCUUGCUCCUGGGCCUGGGAACUCUGCUACCAUGGAAUUUCUUCAUCACUGCUCAGACGUACUGGGAUUUCAAGUUUCGGAAUACAUCACUCGGUAAUGAGACAGCUAUUGAGCAGACUGAAUUGCAAAGGUUAUACACGCCUAUGCAGGUCUGCUUUUCCCAGAUACCCAACUUUGUAUUCCUCUUCAUCAAUGCUCUCUUCAGCCACAAGAUUCCUCAACGACUCAGACUUCUGGUGUCGCUCACUCUGAUGAUAAUACUCUUCUCCCUGACCACGAUACUUACACAGAUCAACACAGAUGAUUGGCAAUGGGGCUUCUUUAUAGUAACUAUCAUCAUCAUCAUUAUUAUUAACAGUUCAGGAGCUAUCUUCCAAGGAGGCUUAUUUGGUGUUGCGGGAAUGUUUCCUGAGAAGUACAUUACUGCUGUAGUGGCCGGACAAGCUCUGGGCGGUGUGUUUGCCUCAGGGGCACGCAUUGUCUCCCUCUCUGUUGGAGCAAGGGAUGAAAAUGCUGCAUUUAUAUACUUCAUGAUUGCUGUUGGAGUAAUGAUUCUCACACUAGCUGCCUACCUUUAUAUGUCAAAAACAGAGUUCUACAAGCACUACACUAACUGUCAAGAACCUGAGAAAGAGAAGAGUGGACCUCCUGCUGGAAGGUCAAUAUCUGAGCAAAUUGAGACCUUCAAGGAGAUAUGGCCAGUGGGAUUGUCAGUAUCUGGUGUUUUUGCUGUAACCCUCGGAGCAUUCCCAGCCUUGUGCGUCAAGAUCAUUUCCCACUCAGAUGACGAAAUGUGGGCAAAGGUGUACUUCCAGCCUGUGGUUACCUUUCUAUUGUUUAACGUAGGGGACUAUGUUGGACGUCAAGGUGCUGGUUUUCUAAUGUGGCCUCAACGUGGAUCAAAGAUUCUAUACGUUAUGGUUUUUCUGCGCAUAGUCUUCAUUCCUCUGUUCCUGCUGUGUAACCACAACCCCAGCUCGAUCAUUCCCACUGUGUUUGGACACGAUGCUUGGUAUGUGGUCUUCAUGCUCCUCUUCUCCCUCUCCAAUGGCUACUGUUCAUCCCUCUGCAUGAUGUAUGGCCCAAAGAUGGUGUCUGAAGACAAGGCUGAAGUAGCAAGUAGUAUGAUGGCUGCCAUGCUGGGCUUAGGGCUACUGACAGGAGGCCUUUCGUCAUUUGCCUUUGCACUUAUUGGCUAAUGAGGCCUAAGCAAAAUCUUGAUGUAGAUCUAAACUUGGAAGUCAUAUUGUUGUUGGUUUAAAUAGUAACUCCAUGAAGAGUUAUGAUAGAGCUAUCCAGCUGGAAAAAAUGAUUUAAAAUUAUAUAUUUGUAAAGACAUUGCAUCUUUAUCACUGAUAACAGUUGUAAUGUACAGAGUAUCAUUCAUAUAUAUAUUUAACUAUGAACUCUACUAUAUUAUUUCAAAGAAUUGGAAAGACUUGCAUGGGAGGUGCAUGUAUUGAUCGAUUUAUUGAUGCCAUAAAUGGCAGCUAGUUUAUUGGGCACACUACCUGUGAGCAGAUAGUACAGAAGACUUACAGUAGACAAAAGAAUGUUUAAUCAGACCUCAGUGGCUUUGACAUUGAAUCCUCAUAUUCAGGUUGCCAUUCAGUUAAGUGGCCUUGAACACAUACACAAUGUACAAAUAAAAGCAACACCACACAGUCCAUAUAUAUAUUGACAGCUCUCUCAGUCCAACCAGGGUAAAAAGUACUGUACUGUCAUUGUAUGCUGGUCCAUCGGUAACACAGUUGACAGGAAUUUAAAGCCAACAAUUGGGAAUUCACCUUACAAGUUGAACUGUUGCCUAUUCUUGUAGCAUUCAAAACUGAAUACACAGCAGUAGACAGCAUAGCUAUUCCUGACUGCCUGUCCUCAUUACUGGCCCUAAAUAUCUUGCAGUCAAAUUAAACAUGCUUGUUGUGCAUGUUAGCAACUAGAAAACCAAAAAAUGGGCAAAAUAUUGCACCUUUGCUAUACUUGUUGUCAGGUCUGCUGCAACUAACUUGAGCCAUUUGUGCAGAGCUAUUGUUUUCUGUCAAAUAAUAGGGAGUGUUGCUUAUUUUUAGACAGCAAUAAUUUAAGCUAAAUCAAAGAACUGUCAUGUGUGUAUUUAGAUGAAGAUGCAAAAAGAUUAGAAAUGAGCACUGUAUCUUCUAGUGCUUUAAUUGUAUACCAGCUGGAAUUCUGUUUUUUUCUUCAUUGUUUGUAUUGAAUUAAAUAAGCACAGUAUUAUGAAAUAUAUUUUUGUCUUGAGUAUAGUUUUUACUAUACAAUACUGUGUUAGUCAAAAAUCAAUUCUUAUUUCCUUAGUUUAUAUUUUGACUGAAACAGGAAAUAAAUGUUUCUGCAUAGGUUGAAUGUGUUUGUAUAUAUCUGAUGGCAUAAUUGAGAUUUGUACAGUACCAGAUUGUUGAACCAAUGUUUGUACAGUAGCUGUGGUAAAGUAGUUCUACAAGUUGAUGUAAUGUUAAAGUGAGAUAACCUAGGCAGAUAUGGCGAGCUGGUAUCUUUUGAAUGUUGUGGUGUGAAAUAACCAAGGGGAAAAAACUGAAAAUUUGCAUUUUCUUUUUGUGACAAAGUAUAGUUCUGUAUCUGAGCAUUGUAAUUUGUCUCUCCAGAUAUAUUUACAAGAUUUCAUAAAAUCUUUGAAUGAAAUGUAAUGUGUUAACAGACUCAUAUUUUAUUUGUUACCUUCACUCUACUUUCUAAUGAAAAGGGUUUUAUCCAUAAAUGAAAUAUUAGUUCCUGUUUUUUAUGAGGCUUAUGCAGUAUUUACUUUUAUCUUUAUAUAAUGGCCUUUCAUAUUUUUGGGGAUAAAUAAAGUCUGCAAUACUUGUGAAAAAUUAAGUUAGAAGUUAACUUAUUUUAAGGCUUAUCGUCUUACCAAAUUAUAGUGAUCAUAAGGUGUGUUAUUUAUCUUUAUUUGUGAAGAACAAAGUUAUUUCACCUUAACUGAAAACUUAUAGCCGAGCUCUUGUUCUCUGGCCAUAAUGUUAAUUGUACAUUUUAAAUUUAUUUCGUGUACUGUUCAGUAUGAUUUUACUUUAGUUAUGACUCCGGUGAUUUAAUAUUAAUAAAAUUACUCGUAGGCUUUACUUACUGUUGUAAUACAGUGUACUGUACACGUGCACAGUGAGACUGGAUUUUGUCUGUAAUGAGUUUUAUUUGUUGGAUGUAAUAUUUUUUCUCUUGUUCAAAAUGUUUGUAAAAGAAAAUUGUACAUUAUUGUACCUGCAUUAUUUAGUUGCGUACAUUAGUUUGAUAUAAAAUGCAUUACCGGUGUUCCCAUAAGUAGAAUAUUAAGAAAAAAAUUGACAUUUUGACAUGCAUUAUUUUUAAAAUAUUAAAUUGAUAAAUAGGUAAUUCUUUUUUUAAUUUGACAGUUAUUUUUUAUCUCAUUUCAAUGGGUAAAUCUUGAAGAAUCAAUAAACUGAUUAAGGUAUGAUAAAGGUAUAUACUUAGUUUGAUAAUGUAAGGGUGUGAUGUUAAGAUAUAAUCUUGAUUUAUAAUAACCUGCAAACUGACUAAAUGGUGUGACCAUAUUUUACCUCAUAAGUCUUAGAUUCUCUCAUUGUUUACUGGUUUGUGUUCCUCACUUCAUUGAAUUGAGUUUUUUUUUUUUUAACUCUAUAUGCCUUAAGAUUCAGGAUGUGUGUUGCAUAUGCCUUGUUCAGGUGCUUGUAUCAAAUCUUUGUUGUUGCAGAUUUGUAAUGUCUAAUUUUUACAGAGCUCAAAGUACUAGUAGAGAUUACAGUGACAAUACAGGAUUGUUUAUUAAAUUAGAGGAGAUUAAUUAUCAUCACUAGCAGUUUAUUAUCCAGUUUCAUGGAGUUUCAAAAAGAUACCCACAAAAACUAUCAUACAUAGCAGCACCCCACCAUUGUAUACAACUACAUGUAAGUGAAAAGUGCUGCUUUUGAGUCAUUUAUAAUUUGCCUUUCCCAGAUUACUAUCCAAUAAUAUAUUUGCCUAAAUUUAUAUGAUGGAGGGCAGAAUGGGUAGCUUUAUUUGAUAAUAAAUUGGCCUUCCAAUCAACAAAACCAGAUAUUAAGAAAUUUCAUCAGGUUGAAUGCAUAUUGUCCAUACUAGGUAGAAUCUUGAUCAUUUGAUGUAAAACUAGAUUUACUUUGUCUCCCAAAUUAUCUUGUUCCUCGCAGUUACACACACUUGUGUCGGCUGGCAAAGUUUCAUGGAUGACCAUUAAUUUUGUUUUACCAUUAAUUUUGUUUUGACCAUUAAUUUUUGUUUUGUUUGUUCAGUUCUCUUAAAUCAGAUAUUGUUACUUACAUGCCUCAGUGACUGAUUUAUUUACGGCCUGCCUUCAUAUAGGCAUGUAGAAUAAUAUUUAAGUUCCUUGCCUUUACGUGUAUCUUAGAUAGUGUUUUAAAUCUAUACACUACUGGCUUUGCACUUUCAUUUGAUACAGUAACUAUUUAUUACUUCCAAUAUGUAUUAAUCAGCAUUUCCCGUGACAGUGGGAAAUGGGUAAAGUAUAAUGUAUAUACAUAGUACGUUCACUAAAUGUAUUAUUCUACAUUUAGACAUUCUUUGUACAUUAUAUUCUUCGUGUGUUCAUGGUGCAGAUUUGUACGCUACUAAAUGUUUUCUGGGCGUUGACAGUCCUUGAUAUAAGCAAUUAGAACAGUUUUCAGAAAUUGUCUAUAUAUAUAUUUGUAUUAUUUGUUAGUUAUGUCAUUACUACACAUCAUUUUAUGUGUAUAGCUAUGGUUAUUUUUAGUAUCAUUGGCAAGCAAUUAUUUUCCCACCUUGCUCUAACUACUGAACGGUAGAGCGAUGGUCUCACUUCAAGCAGGUCGGCGUUUAAUCUCUGACUGUCCAUUUGUUUGAGUACCAUUCCUACCCCCCCCCCAUACCAUCCCAAAUCCUUAUCCUGACCCCCCCCCCAUACCAUCCCAAAUUCUUAUCCUGACCCCUUGCAAAUGCUAUACAGUUGCAAUGGCUUUGUGUUUUCUCCAGAUAGUUCUGUUCCCUUCCUAUGUGGAUGUGUCUAAUCUCAAAAAGUCAAUAAAAGCAGACAAAUCUACAUGGUAAGGAUGUCUUAAAUUAAUUUGUUGCCAUUCAUUUGAUGUGUUCUAUAUUAAAAUAAAUAAUGGCCUUUUAUAUUUUAAGUGUAUUUUUUUUUUUCUAAAUCUGUGUUAUUCUGUGUUAUGGUCAUGUAAUGAACCAGUAGAACUAUAUGGUGCCACAUGAUUGUUUAGUUCAUUAUGUUUACUUCAAAACUGUGUGGCACCUGUGUCAUGAAAGCAAUACGUGUACAAGCACAGUGUGUUUGAGAUUUACGUUUUAUUGUUCUUUAAAGCAAAGAAUUUGUUUCAUUGAGCUUUUGCAAGUUGUAAUUAAUGUAUUUUGAAGUACUAAAUAUUAUUUCUUUA